Molecule: messenger RNA, 654 nt
Organism: Trametes versicolor FP-101664 SS1
Lineage: Eukaryota; Fungi; Basidiomycota; Agaricomycetes; Polyporales; Polyporaceae
Exons: 4
Coding region: 146-574 (142 amino acids)
Source: RefSeq, a predicted model, not a curated record
CGAGCGCGGGACUAGGGCCAGCCACGGCGCCGGUGCUAUCCAAGCGCAUGUCCCACUAGGCCGACUGCUGUGACGCCCUUCCGACGACCCUCGCCACGCCCUCGCCCGCCCUGCUGCACGACCGCCGCCCCGCGCCAGGCCGUCUAUGACCUCCCUGUGUUCCCCUUCUGCAAAAGUGCCCCCCUCUAGCCGUGCGCCGCUGCUGCUCGCGUUCGAGCGCUAUGCCGGCAUGGGAUCGCGUCCCGUGCACGCGCUUGUCACUGUACUCGUGCUAGAUAGCUGCUGGUGCAUGCCCGUGGGCAACGUCGACUGCGAUACACUGGUCGACUGCUUACCGCAGCAGUCGCCCGACCGCUGGCAGAACAUCGCCCCCGCACGGCGUUGUCAUGUCCCUCCAGAGGGAUUCUGGCGAAGAGGACGUAGUGCACUCGCGCAGCAACACAGGGGACGGUUCGGGACCAGGCUAUAUGCGCGAACCUCGGAACUCAGAGCAACAGGAAUCAACUCCGAGGACGUCCCGUCGCUCGACCUCUCCAUGCGCGUGUCCUUCUACGCACCGUCCUUUCGUUUUUAAGACGACCUGGACUAGUUACGUCUCUAAGUGCCCACCUCUCCGCUUCACCCUCGUUCCCAUUCAGGCGACCUUCAACAACC